GUGUGUGUCUCCUGAAUGGAGCUCGGAACUACUAGAUGAUUCGCUACUGUUUUGUGCGUGCGGGCGCACAGGCACUGGGCAGCUUUGUGAGGGUGAAUGAAGUUCAGAAGCUUAGGUAACCUUCUGGCACUUUGGAGUGGAUUCCAGUCGAGACAAAUGUGAGGCCUGGAGCAGGUAUAUGUGUAUAUGUGCUUGAGAGUGAAUCUAGAUGGAGGGAGAGGGUGAGAGGAGGGAGAGAGAGAGACACGAGACAGGGCAAAGCUGCUGGUUCCUGUGAACAGAAGGGAGUGUUUUAAUCAUCUUCUCAUCCUCUCUCCUUCAGACAGAAACUCACAUCUCCUCUUUUCAGGAUAAAUACUUUUGAGAUGUCUUUCAUAUUGGCAGCUCUUGACAAACUGACUUAUUUUUUGUCUCUGAUAGCCUUUUGUAUCAGUUUGUCUUAUAGCUGGCUGAAAUGAGAGUAAAUUCAUCUGAUCUGAUCUGGGUUUGGAAUUUUUUUUUGUUGACAUUUUUGGCUGAUUGCACGUGGAUUGUGACAGCUUUUUAGUUUGGGAUGCAUCAUUGAUAUGCCUCAGCUCCAGAACUGACCAUCCUGAGUAUGUUUUUUUUUUUUUUUUUUUUUGAAAUGAGGAUAACUGAUAUAAAGUUUCUCUCUCUAUAAAUAUAUUUAAGAACAACUGCAAGAAUAACAUUUUUUCAAAGAUGUGCCUGUAAGUAAAAGGAGUCUGUUUUAUCGGUGCAGGUGUUACUGGUGAAAAACUGACUCCUAUGAAAAUAAGAGGAUGCCACUACACAGUGUGCUGAGGAUAUGCCACAUUCUGCUUCUGGCACCCUGCAUUUUUUCUAGCGAAGACUUUGACUGGACCAAGAAUGAAAAGGGAUCAUUUCAGUAUGGCACAUUUCCUUCAGGAUUCUCUUGGGGCGCUGGCAGCUCAGCAUAUCAAACAGAAGGAGCAUGGGAUAAAGAUGGAAAAGGAAAGAGCAUCUGGGAUGUGUUCUCUCACAAGAGAGGGAAAAUUGACCGGAAUGACACUGGUGACUCAUCCUGUGAAGGCUAUUAUAAAAUCAAGGAUGAUAUCUCACUGAUGAGAGACAUGAAGCUGAACCACUAUCUCUUUUCCAUCUCCUGGCCAAGGAUUCUGCCCAGCGGCAUUAAGACUGACUACAUCAAUGAGAAAGGGAUAGAACACUACGAUAACCUGAUUAAUAUGCUUUUGGAGAAUAGAAUCACGCCGAUUGUGACGCUCUACCAUUGGGACUUACCUCAGGUUCUGGAGGAGAAAUACGGAGGUUGGCAAAAUGCAAGUAUGGUCAACUUCUUCAACGAUUUUGCCAACCUGUGCUUUGAGAGAUUUGGCAAUCGAGUCAAAUACUGGAUCACCUUCAACAAUCCUUGGUCUGUUGCAGUGGAGGGUUAUGAGACUGGAGAACAUGCUCCUGGUCUGAAGUUGAGGGGUACUGGUGCCUAUAAUGCUGCCCACAACAUCAUUAAGGCUCAUGCUAAGGUCUGGCACACAUAUGACGCCCAAUGGCGAAACAAGCAGAAAGGUAUGGUGGGCAUCUCCCUGUCAGCAGACUGGGGAGAACCAGUGGAUGUCACCAAUCAGCGAGAUAUAGAAGCCGCUGAAAGAUAUGUUCAGUUCUACCUGGGCUGGUUUGCAGCGCCAUUCUAUAAUGGAGACUAUCCUCAAAUAAUGAAAGAAUACAUAGGUAGGAAGAGUGCCCAGCAGGGCCUGAGUAGCUCUCGCCUGCCUACUUUCAGCCCUCAAGAGAAAAGUUACGUCAGAGGCACUUGUGACUUCCUGGGCAUCAGUCACUUCACCACACGCUACAUCACACAAAAGAACUUUCCCUCCAACCGAGGAAACAACUACUUCACUGACCGAGACCUGGCUGAGCUAGUGGACCCACAGUGGCCUGACCCUGGAUCAGAGUGGCUCUACUCUGUGCCAUGGGGCUUCCGCCGUCUGCUCAGCUAUGUAAAGACACAGUAUGGAGACCCCAUGAUAUACGUGACAGGAAAUGGAGUAUCAGAGAAGAUGUUGUGCACAGAACUGUGUGAUGACUGGAGAAUGCAGUACUUCAGGGAUUACAUAAAUGAAAUGUUUAAAGCGGUUAAAGAUGGAGUGAAUGUGAAAGGCUACACGGCUUGGUCACUGCUUGACAAGUUUGAGUGGGAUGAGGGCUACUCUGAAAGAUUUGGCCUGUACUAUGUGGAUUUUGGGAGCAAAAAUAAACCACGCUACCCAAAAGCAUCAGUUCAGUACUACAAACGCAUCAUCAGCUCGAAUGGUUUCCCCAAUCAGAGAGAGAUUGAAAGCUGGAAAAGAAAGGCACUGGAAACAUGCACCUCAAGUAACCAGCUCCUUGCGGCAGAUCCACUGAUCAGCCACAUGGAGAUGGUCACAGAGAUUGUCAUCCCCACUGUGUGCACUCUCUGCAUUCUCCUCAGUGCAGUUUUCCUCAUGUUUCUGCUGAGAACACGGAUAUUAAACUGACUGCUUCACAUUUACACAACUAUAUUUUUUCACAUUGCAUGUGUUCGUGCAGCAUUUCUUUUUUUAUUGAUUAUAAUUAAUAAUUAUGAUAUGCAGAGACUCGUUUACAUGUACCUUCAAAUAAAAUGGUCCACAAAUGUU
Molecule: messenger RNA, 2639 nt
Organism: Ctenopharyngodon idella (grass carp)
Lineage: Eukaryota; Metazoa; Chordata; Actinopteri; Cypriniformes; Xenocyprididae
Gene: lctla
Product: lactase-like a
Exons: 13
Coding region: 783-2498 (571 amino acids)
Biological process (GO): carbohydrate metabolic process
Molecular function (GO): beta-glucosidase activity
Source: RefSeq, a predicted model, not a curated record